AUGACUUUACAAUACGUUAUCGUCUAUAUCUGUGUCAUCAUACUCGCCUAUAACAUGUUCCGUGGCUUGGUAGAGGAGGUCCAUCCUUUAGAUCAUGGGGAACUUGAUGGAGAAACAGAUGACGAGGAUUGGGAGACUGAUGAGGAUGACUCUGACGAUGAAGAUGAUGAUGAUGAUGAUGCAUCGGAUGAUGAAGGUUACGUUUCUGGGACAUGCCAAACGUAA
Messenger RNA from Fusarium subglutinans, 225 nucleotides. RefSeq lists its product as uncharacterized. The transcript has 3 exons. Lineage: Eukaryota; Fungi; Ascomycota; Sordariomycetes; Hypocreales; Nectriaceae. The coding region runs from base 1 to 225 and encodes 74 amino acids. The record is from RefSeq and is a predicted model, not a curated record.